AUGAGGAAGCGCAUCAUUGCCAUCGUAGCCGGAGGAUGCUCCAGCGAACUCGAAGUUUCCCUGCGUAGUGGACAAGGAAUUUCUUCUUUUAUGGACAAAGAGCGUUACGACCUGUACAUCGUAGAGGUGGAAGGCCGACGCUGGGAAGUGAUCCUGCCGGAUGGCACGAAGAGUGCGAUCGACCGGAACGACUUCAGUUUCACAGAAAGCGGCGAGAAACGGACUUUCGAGUUUGCCUAUAUCACCGUCCAUGGCAGGCCGGGAGAGAACGGUAUGCUGCAAGGAUAUUUUGACCUCAUCGGGAUGCCUUAUUCAAGUUGCAGCGUGCUGGUUUCGGCCAUGACGUUCAGCAAGUUCACGUGUAACCAGUACCUGAAAGGGUUUGGUGUUCGCGUGUCCGAGUCCCUCAUCCUGCGCAGCGGUUUCGAGAUUUCCGACGAGGAGGUCAUUAACAAAAUCGGACUGCCCUGCUUCGUGAAGCCCAACGCUGGAGGUUCCAGCUUCGGAGUGAGCAAGGUGAAGACGCGGGAGGACAUACAACAGGCCAUCAGGAAGGCUUUCAAGGAAGAUAAUGAGGUCAUGAUAGAGGCUUCCAUGGAAGGAACCGAGAUCACCUGCGGGUGCUACAAAACCCGCGAUAAGGAAACGGUCUUCCCCAUCACCGAAGUAGUGAGCACCAACGAAUUCUAUGACUACAACGCCAAGUACAGAAAACAAUCCCAGAACUUCACUCCUGCCCGCAUACCCGAAGAAACGGCAACAAAGGUGAGACAGCUGACCUCAAGCAUUUAUGACAUUCUGGGCUGCUCGGGACUGGUACGCAUCGAUUACAUCAUAACUAAAGGCGAUAAUAUAAACCUGCUGGAAAUCAACACCACUCCGGGCAUGACAGAUACCAGCUUCAUCCCCCAGCAAGUGCGUGCCGCAGGGCUGGACAUCAAGGACGUAAUGACGGACAUUAUAGAAAAUAAGUUUAGUUAA
Messenger RNA from Gregarina niphandrodes, 981 nucleotides. RefSeq names its product D-alanine-D-alanine ligase. Gene Ontology annotation, cellular component: cytoplasm. Gene Ontology annotation, biological process: peptidoglycan biosynthetic process. Bases 1 to 981 code for a protein of 326 amino acids. The record is from RefSeq and is a predicted model, not a curated record. The transcript has a single exon. Gene Ontology annotation, molecular function: metal ion binding; ATP binding; D-alanine-D-alanine ligase activity. NCBI's taxonomy places the organism in Eukaryota, Apicomplexa, Conoidasida, Eugregarinorida, Gregarinidae.